AUGAAAUACACGCAAACAAAUAUAAUUUCUGUAGAAUUUGGGUCGGCCACCCACCGCGCCAGGGGUGGGAGCGGGUUGUCACGUGGAGCUCUGGGCGCCGGCGCGACCGGGUCGCCCGGGCGCUCGGCCGGGCUGAGGGCUCACGGCCGCGGCAUUCCUCCGCCGACAGUCGGUCGCUCCGCUAUGCGUGCCUUCGCGUACCCAGCUGCGGCUCCCCGCUCAGCGGGCCGCUCGAGCCGGCCGCGAUGCGAGACCCCGCUGCGCUGA
Messenger RNA from Pieris macdunnoughi, 267 nucleotides. The record is from the annotation of a GenBank genome assembly. NCBI's taxonomy places the organism in Eukaryota, Metazoa, Arthropoda, Insecta, Lepidoptera, Pieridae.